Magallana angulata is the source of this 597-nucleotide messenger RNA. RefSeq lists its product as uncharacterized. The transcript has 3 exons. Bases 58 to 393 code for a protein of 111 amino acids. Lineage: Eukaryota; Metazoa; Mollusca; Bivalvia; Ostreida; Ostreidae. The record is from RefSeq and is a predicted model, not a curated record.
UAAAGUAUAAAACCGUGUCCGGAUUUAUUCAAGUUGCUUGAGACAAAUUCAGCUAAGAUGGAGCGUUUAACACUCUUUGUCUCCAUUUUCUGUGUUCUUUUUGUUUACGCUGAGGCGUUUUGUUGGCCUGAGGGUAGAGGAAAUGGGUACUAUUGUAAAUACAAGAACAAGCAUCUGCGCAAGGGCGAAAGUUACUUUAAUGCAACGGGUCCAUUCUGUUUAAACUGCACGUGUUCUGAAGAUGCAUACACGUUAAAUUGUUGCAGCAUUGGCAUUAAUAUCUUCAUUCUUCCAAACGACUGUGAGAGAAAACAGGUUGGAUGCAACCAGGAAGCUGUUAGCAAGGCCGACCCAAGCAAACCUUGUAAUGGCCCAGUACUUAGCUUCGCAUAAAAUUGUUUGCAAAAAACCCCCAAGUUAAUCACUCUGGUUUUAAUCUUUUGCCUAUUUUUUCUAAUGUGAACUUUUUUGGAAAUUAGUAAUAAAUUGUAUCUUAAGAUUUAGGCUCGCAGUUGCACAUUUUCUUCCAGUUUAUAAUCAAUUAUAUAUGAAGCAAUUUUUAUUUAUAAUUUAUAUAUUAAAUCUUUGUAAACAUUG